Molecule: messenger RNA, 471 nt
Organism: Enterobius vermicularis (human pinworm)
Lineage: Eukaryota; Metazoa; Nematoda; Chromadorea; Rhabditida; Oxyuridae
Source: the annotation of a GenBank genome assembly
AUGUCUCGACGACCGUUACUGACACCAUUUUCGCCACAUUUUGGCUUUUCAAAUCGAUUCUUUGAUGAUAUGGAUUUUGAGCGUCAUUUUCGUCCAUAUUGGGCAGAACAGCCAUUGGUAACAGCUCAAAAAUUUGGCGAUGGAGUUGGAGAGGUAAAAUUUAAAAAAAUGCAGAUUUUGGACGACGAUGAAACAUUUUCAAUCACUAUCGAUGUAUCACAGUUUGCACCCGAGGAACUAAAUGUUAAUAUCGACAACGGUCAACUGAUUAUCGCCGGCAAACAUGAAGCCAAAAAUGAUCAAUAUGGGCAGAUUGAAAGACAAUUUGUACGACGUUUACAGUUGCCAAAAAGUGUUAAACCAGAGACCAUAACCAGUGAACUAACCAAAGAAGGAAUGUUAACAGUACAGUCACCGAAAAAGGUACCGGAGCAAAAGACCAGAACAAUCCCCAUUCUUCGAAAAGAUUAA